AUCGGAGUGAAACGGGUGGGCCGCGAUGGUGAUGAUGCCAGAAUGAUGCUGCAAGUUCUGUACGCGGUGGUGCUGUGGGCGUUGGGCUAUCUGGCUCUGGUAUGGCUGCUUCCGAAGGUGAUCGGGUACGUGCUGAAGACGCUGUACAACAUCGAGAUCAACGUCGGGCGCUUCAGUUUGCCGUUCUCGCUGCGCGAUGUGAACGUUUGCAAGAGCGGAUUUUCGGUGCAAAUCGACGAGAUCGGGCUGCAGAGUAGCUUCGUCAACUCGGACGUGUCGAAGCUGCUGUCGAUCAAUGUGCGCGAUGUGCGCAUCAACAAGGACAUCAACAAAGUGCCACCCACCGGUGGCCCGGGAGGUGGCGGUAGUUCCUCUCCUCGCAGUUUCAACAAUGAUGCACGCCACGGUGGCACGGCCACGCCUCGAGGUCGAGACGCCGAGACGAGGAACGGGCCAGAGAGCGAGCGGCAGAUAUUGGACUUCCGAGAGAAGCGAGUGUCCCCGCGCGUCCUAAAGUUCGCCCAGUUUAUGGCCGUACACAUCAGCAACGUGUCGGUGGCGCUGCUGAACAGUGCCCAGGAGCCGGGUUGGCUACUGCAUGCGACGGCCAAAGAGCUGCACCUGGACGGUAGCCUUGUGCACAGCACCAAAUCGCUGCUUGUCUCGGCGUCGCUGUGUGAUGCGCAGGCGAAAAUCUUGCGCCACUGUUUGUCCACACCGAAGCGGCUGGAACGGUCGCGCAAGAUUUCGCGCGACCUACCGCAGCCCUGUCUCGGUGAGCUGAGCUUCGGCAUAGCGCUCGACGGGGUGCUCGUGGUCGAUGGGCCAAUGUCGCUGGAGAAACUGGCGUUGUCCAUGACCACCACCAAGGUGAUCGUACACGGUGGUCUGUACGAGUUCAUCAAGGACGCGCAGGCGCACAAGCAGCGCCAGCGAUCGGGCAGCGUCGGGCGGCAAGCGCCGGAACGGAGCAACCCACCCGUAGCCACCGGGACCGGUGGGCUGUCGUUUACCGAAAUUUACCAACGGUUGGCCCCGAUCGUGCCGAAAAAUUUCUGCGCCAAAAUCGAAAACACCACCAUCAGUGCGGUGCGCGAGAACUCGUCGAACGAUUUCUCGGCCACGCUCCAAACGUUCGCCAUUUCGAGCAAGUUCUCGAGCGCCCAGCGUGGCCCGCUGCCGGACGAGGAACCGCAGCUGCCGCUGGUGUACGUCGGGAUGCAACUGCAGCAGCUGGAGAUCGAUACGCGCCACGAGAAGCUGCUGAACCUGCAGCAGUUCAACAUCGACUCGAAGCUCGAGGGCAACCUGGUGAACGUGUACUCGAAGCUGUCCUCGUUCGUGCUGAUCUACAACCACCGGGAGAUCUACGGGUGGAUUAGUAAAAACUUCUUCUCCGGCGACCCCGGGUCCGGGCCCGGCGUCUGCCCGGGGCUCAACCCGAAGAGCCUGAUCGCGGGCCACCGCGAAUCGCGAUCGCGGCGCGCCAGUUUACUGGGCAAACACUCGGCGGCCACCGGUACUGGUGGACCGACGGGCACGGACACGGGCCCCGGAAUGCUCGAGCAGUUCCUGAAGCGGAUCAUCGUGAAGGGAUGCGCCGAGCUGUGGGACGUGACGACGAUGUUCAAGUUUGCCCCGUCCCAGGUAUCGUCGAUCUGCUGUAACCAUGCGAAACUGUUGCUCGAUCAGUUUGCCGAGCGGCGCAGCAAGGUGUACCAGAGUCGCGCCCUUAACUUGCUGCUCGAUCGUCGCCACUGGAGUGCCGAGCUGCUGAUCGAGUCCUUCUGGUGGUCGCUCAGCUCGAACAUGUCGCACAAGGAGAGCGCCCAGAGCCUGAAGAAGAGCCACAUCCGGGGCAGCCCCUUCUACAUCGCCAUGAGCCUCUGCAAGCUGAGCAGUUACGGGGACACGACAAAGCUGGACUUUUCCGUGCACACGUUCCGGCUCGAGUACAGUCCGGCGUUGGCCGACUAUUUGGUGCACGCCAAGCGCUGUCUCGAGCAGUACCGGCGGCCAGCGACGGCGGAAGCCAAACCGGGCGCGGUAACGGUCGGACGGGGCACCAGUUCCACCGGCUUCCCGCUGGCCGAUCUACUGAUCAGUGCGCGCGUGACGGACAUUUCCGGGUUCUUUUUCAAUCAGUACGAAACGUGCAUGUUGGCCAACCUGAACGAGCUGACGGUGGGCAAAGCGGCCAGCAAAAACUUUGUCCGCCUCGACAGCUUCCAGAUGGAGAUACUGGACUUCCGGCACAUCUCCGGCUGCGACUACGGAUCGGCCGAGCUACAGAAUGUGUUCGCGAACGUGAAGGGUGUCCGCGUGGAACACGUCGACGCCGGGGGUGGGGUGCCGAAGGUGGACGUGCGGUUGCUCGAGGAUGCCGUGGUCAUGUGGAACGCCAACCUCCAUAUGCACGUGGUCACGCUGCUGCAGGAAAUGCAGCGCCUGCGGGUGGAUCUAAAGACGAAACCGAUGCCUGAGCCUCCGCUCGAAUUGCCACCACCGGAAGCGGACCCGAACGGUGGCAGCGCACGCGGAUCGCUACUCCGCUCGAUCAUGCUCGAUCUGUAUGCGGAGGGAAGCGUCGAGUUUGGGAUCAAGAUCAGCGACCGACACUCGAUGCAGGUGUUUGGGGAGAAUGCGUACGUCAACCGGAAGGGCCAGUGGUUGCUGUCGAUCGAGAACAUCGUCGUCAAGAUUGACGAUCAGCACAUUUUCACGUUCAAGGAUGUGGACGUGCAGACGCUCGAUCGGGCGGAGAUACUGUGCCAGGAGCGCCAGAAUUACGAGCACUUCCAGCUCGACUCGAACCGCGUCUGGGCCACGACGGUCGGUGGCGUGAAGGUGAUCUUUCCGUACGAGCACGACUUUUACGGUGCGAUCGUGAACGAGUUUGUGUCGAUCUAUAAGUGGCUGAAGGUGGUGCACAACUACAAGAAGAAACCGUUCACCGUCGAUUCGCCGCUGCCCAGUGACAUGAUCAUUCAGAUUAAAGAGUUUUUGCUGGAAAUGAGCGACGAUCCGUUCGAGGUGAAGCUGCGCGAAAACUACGUCCUGCUGCUGGACGAGUACCACGAGAGUGUCAAGCGGAAGGAACUGUUCGAUCAGAAGAUCGAGCAGCUCUGCUCGGAACGGUUGAUUCUGCCGCCCGGCACCCUGGAGGAGCUGAACGCGAACUUGAUCAAGAAGAACUCGGAGAUCUACAUUCAGCGCUCGAAAAAGAUCUCCGAAGCUGGGCCACCGCGGACGCGGCUGAUCGCGUGGAUCAUGACCGAUCUGGAGAUUAUGGCGAUGGCCGAUCCGUCACUGAACGGUGCGACGAACGCGGUGCGCAUGCUUCGGGCGCUCGAUCCGGACAGUCCGUGGCCGGACGAGGGCAUCGAGUUCGUGACGCUCUGGGUCCGUGCGGUCAACAUUGGGUGCACCGAGUGGAAGUUUAUGCUUCGCGACUAUCCGCAGCCAAUGUUUCACGUGAAAAUGAUGCACCUCUUUGGGACACUGGCCGGUGCCGAGAUGGCUCCACCGAGGCGCGCCAAGCGGGAUGUGGAGAUCGAGGUCGGUGAACCGUUCGGGACGCACACGGUGCAGCGGAGCAUGACGUCGAUCAAGUUCUAUCACGAUUUCAACUGGGAGCUCGACUAUCUGGCGUACGCGUUCGGGCCCUGCUGGGAGCCGGUGAUGGCGCAGUGCAAUCUGAUGAUGGAGAAGAUUUCGGCCCCAUCACGCGACCCGAGCCCUCCGCUGCCGUUCUGGGACAAGAUGCGCCUGUUGAUGCACGGUCAGCUGUCGAUCAUUGCGAAGCAGUUCACGAUCCUGCUGCACGCGUCGCUCGAUCCGUACAACACGACCGAGGAGAUGGAACUGACGUUCAACAACUGCGGCAUCCUGUACUCGAACGCGCGGCUGAUGUUCAAGGGUGAUCUUAACAUUUACGUCCGGACCGCGUCCCGGUACGACGAUUGCCGGUUGCUACAUCUGCCGAGUCUGAAGCUAACGUUCAAGCUGAACUGGGUGUGUUUGGCGAACCCGAACGAUCACCAUGCGGUGGUGCCGUGCGCCCCGGACAAGCUGCCCGAGUAUAGCAGCAACCAGGUGCACGAUUCGUUCCGGGCGUUCCGCUCGCAGCACCUCAACAUUUGGAUCUCGUUCGAGAUCCGGCAGCCGGCGUCCGAGAUCGACAUUCCGAACCUGGUGCUGUACGGGAGCACUCUGCGUUGGUUCGAGAGCCUCAAGUUGAUACUGUCCGGCGUCACGCGGCCGACUCGCCGUGGCCCGGUGUUUAACAAUGUGCGACCGCGCAAGAAGCAACUGAGUCGCCACUACCGGAAGGCGAACCUGCAGAUGAGUCUGCACCGGUCGCAGAUCUUCUACUGGAUGUCGCACGCCCUGAAUCGGGGCUUUCAGCUGAGUGGCGGUCGGAUCACGUUCAGCUCGGAACACACGCUGGGACUGCAGCCGAUCGACGACGGGUUAAUUCAUCGGCCCCGUGCCGACUGGUCGGUGAUGUACAUGAACUGUGAGCUGAACGAUGCGGAGAUUUGGCUACGCACCGCGCAGGCCACGAACGGGCCGGACCAGCAGCGUACGGAUUCGGGGAGCUCGGAAAACAUAUCGAACGCCAGCGGGGACAUCUACCGGUACUACUUUCUGAGCGUGGAGAAGGUUUCGUACGGCCGCGAGGCGCUCCUGUCGACGAACGGGAACGAGCGCGAGAAGGACACUCCGACGCACAAGCUGGUCGUGUACGAUCUGAAGGGUGCCUGGACGAAGGACAACCGGGACGUGGCGUUCGCGCUGUUCGAUUCGCUCGUCAAGAGCCAGAAGCUGAAGAACAACCUUUCGACCGAGGCCCUCAAGUGCAUCGUGCACCGGAAGGAGACCACCGGUACCGGUGGCGCUGGAGGUGGUAGUGGCAGUGGUACCGGCGGUGCCGGUGGCACGGCCGGCGGCGGGACACCACUGAAGGCACAUCCGGGUGCCGGGGGCGCAGGAACGGGGACCGGGGCCGUUGCGGGGCGAUCCGGUGCGGUGGUGGGCAAGGCGCAACAGUCGAGCGACAGUCUGGCGAUGCUUCAGCAACUGAUCCAGGAAGCGGAUCACAAGCCGCUGGUGUACAGUGACGAUCAGUCGGCCCAGACGCGCCAGCAGCAGCUGAAGGGGCUGCAGGCGUACCAGGAGGGUGACGUGCUGCACUACAACUGGGCCAUCUCGCUGGUCAACUCGCAGGUGCUGCUGAAGGGCUGCGAAACGUCCGGCUACGUGAUACUGAGUGCGGCAAAGGCGGAAAUUUUGCAGCGCGUCCACCGGCCAGUGUGGCGCGAUCAUACGAUCGUGUCGAAGACGACGUGGGUCGGGUCGCUGGAGUGUAUGCAGUACUACGCCACGGUCAGUGCGAACGAUGGGGGGAAUGCGCACGAGAUGGCCGAGAUCAUGUGGCUGACGGUGGACAACAUUCAGGAGAAGGAUCGCGAGGCGACGGUGAUCAGUGCGCUGCCCGAUCUGCCGACCCUGGUUGGGAGUGGUCAGAGUGUCGGCGGUGUGGUCUCGGAGACGGUCGGAGUGCUGGGGGAGAGUAGCUACGCGAGGGGCCAGAAACCACCGAUCCAGCUGCAGCGCAUCGUGUCGCGGUGUAAGUGUGAGUUCUUCUACGUGAGCUACGGUGAGACGAGUAUCGAUCCGGGCACGAUCGGGGAGGUGCCGCCGCCACCGGUCGAGGAAACGCUCGGUCCGUGGGAGAACCAGGACGAGCCGGUCGAUGCGUUCACGCUGAUGCACCACGAUCUGGACGUGUGCACGAACUCGCUGCAGUACGCGAUGAUUCUGGACAUUGUGAACAAUCUGCUGCUGUACGUGGAACCGCAGCGGAAGGAGGCCCUGGAGCAGCUGGCCCGGAUGCGGUUCCAGCUGCAGCUGUACAGUAGCGAGGAUCAGAAGCGGCCCAUCCAGCACCUGCAGACGGAGAUCCGGAGCCUGAUGUCGCGGAUCCGCUGCCUGGAGAAGGACAUUCACUUCAUCACGAAGGCCCGGCUCGAGGAGGGCGACUCGGAAGAGCUGCGGACCGAGUACGAGGCGGUGCACCACAUGAUCUUGCACUUCAAGGAGCUGCUGACGACGAAGAGCGACGAGCUGGAUAUGAUGCUGUCGUGCUACAACGAGGCCCAGCUGUCGGCCUCGAACCGGUUGGCGACCUUCCGGAAAGAUAAACCGGUGACGAUCGUGCGCGCGAACGAAAUCUGUUUCAAGCACGCUCAGUGGCGGCUAACGGAGGCCGACGGCCAGAUUGGUAUCGCCGAUCUGAUCCUCAGCAGUUUCCUAUACACGAAGAACUCCAAGAGUGACGACUCCGUGGACCACCUGCUGGAGCUGGGCUACAUACGGAUCAACAAUUUGAUCCCGCGGGACAACUACACCGAGGUGCUGUACCCGACCGAGAUCCAGCGGUACAUGCCGAUCGAUCACAAGCGCGUGUUGCGCGUCUUUUGCCGCGAGAAACCACCCGUCGGGGGCAUUUCCGUGAAGGAACACUUCGAGAUCAACGUGGUGCCGAUCACGAUCCAGAUCUCGAAGAAGUUCUACAACACGAUGCUAAAGUUCUGUUUUCCCGAUCGCGACGAGGUGGACGCGGUGGACGAGCUGGACGAUGGAACGGCCAGUACCAGUUCACCGAGUGGGGGCUCCUCGCUAGCGGUGCGAUCCGGCGGAGGUGGCGGCGGCAAGCGGCAGAGCGCCGGGUCUGGACCGGGUUCGUCGUCGAGUGCGUCGGUAAGCGGCUCGGCCGGCGGUUCGAAGGGGGCUGCGGGCGGUGGCAAGAAGAAGGACAGCAACUUUUACGUGCGCAUCCAGGACGACGUGGAGAAGAUGAAGGAACGGGCGGAAAAGAACAAGCUGUUUAUUUACAUCAAAAUACCGGAGGUGCCGGUGCGCGUUAGCUACAAGGGGAACAAGGAGAAGAACUUCGAGGACAUCACGGACCUGUCGCUGCUGAUACCGACGCUCGAGUAUCAUAACGUCACGUGGACGUGGCUCGAUCUGCUGCUGGCAAUGAAAUCGGACAGCCGGCGUGUGCUGCUGUCGCAGGCCAUCAAGCAGAAACUGAAACUAAAGAAAGCACUAGUCGAUGAACAACCCACCCCGCAGGAGGAGGACAAGGCCAAGAUGCUGUUCGGCAAUCGACAUGCGCCGGAAAACAAGAGCCUUCGGAAGGGAGUGUUUAAGUUCUCCAAAUCCUAAUGCAUCACACCGCGGCACCGCGGACGGCGGCGUCAUGGUUACCCAAAGAAGACCCCGUGCACCACCGCGCAUCGGUCGCAAGAAGUACACAGUGAAAAUUUACCAUUUAUCCCACCAUUUCUUCGGUGUGCGCUCUAAGUAGGCUAGGACAAAACGCUUUUUCGUAGCACCCCAAAAAAAACCCCGUAGCAAAACCAAAAUGGCGACCAUUCUAUUCGACCUGGGCUUUUGUGCAGCGUUGGCAGCGUUAAAUGGUGUAAGAGCUUAUCUUAGUAUUUAUAGAGGGACCGUGUUAUAGCUAGUAGACGGCGAGCAUUUUAAUUUAUGUCUUUUCCGGAUCCACGGAUUUGUGUGUAUUUUGAUGAAAAAAGUAUUAGCGUUUGCGUUAUUAGAUUGUGCUUUGUUACCGAUGCAUCCCGAGCAUCCCAGAGACCGCACCAUGGUGCGCUUUCGAUGAUGUUAAGUUUAAGUGUAUGACCCCCGCUUA
Messenger RNA from Anopheles cruzii, 7720 nucleotides. It is a transcript of the gene hob, whose product is annotated as protein hobbit. The transcript is spliced from 5 exons. The coding region runs from base 43 to 7233 and encodes 2396 amino acids. Lineage: Eukaryota; Metazoa; Arthropoda; Insecta; Diptera; Culicidae. The record is from RefSeq and is a predicted model, not a curated record.